AUGUCUCAGGGCCACACCAUCCCCCUCCUCCACCUCUCCGGCAUCCUCUUCCACCGCUGCAUCUCCAUCACCAUCAUCACCACCCCUGCCAACUACUCCGCCGUUAGAGCCACCGUCACGGAUGGCUCCAUCUCCGUUAUCGAUAUCCCAUUCCCAGGUGCCCCUCCCGGGGUAGAAGUUUCCGGUAAACUACCAUCCAUGUCGUCGUUAAUUGAUUUCGUGAAAUCCACAGAAAAACUCCAACCUGGGUUUGAAGAAGUCGUUCGCAGUCUACCGCCGGUCACCUGCAUAAUCUCCGAUGGGKUUUUCAGUUGGMCUCAAGACUCUGCAGAUAAGCUCGGGAUUCCCCGUUUGGUUUUCUACGGGAUCAACAUUUUCUCCAUGACCAUGGACCACAUCAUGACCCAGUUCAAGCCACAUGCAGCGGUUAAUUCCGAUGACGAGCGGUUUCAGGUGCCGGACUUCCCUCGGCUCAAGUURACGGUGAACGACUUCCAACCUCCAUUUAACGAGGUUGAUCCCAAAGGUCCYUUGCAYGAUUUUCACGUCAAGCAGCAGGCGGCUAAUGCCAAGAGUCAUGGCAUGGUGGUGAACAGUUUCUACGAACUGGAACCAGAGUUUAUCGAUUACUGGAACCAAAGAGUCGGUCCCAAAGCUUGGUGUGUCGGACCUUUCUGUAUAGCCAAACCAAAACAAAAGCUGGUGGAAAAUCAAAAGCCGACAUGGGUCCAGUGGCUCGACGAAAAGCUUCAGCCGGAGUUAUAUGUGUCGUUUGGCACAAUGGCCGAGACGUCGCCGGAGCAGKUACGUGAGGUSGCCGUUGGUUUGGAGAWGUCAAACGUAAACUUCAUGUGGAUACUGARAUGGAAGCAGUUGGAGUKGAUAGGAGGUGCAGGGUUUGAAGAGAGGGUGAAGGGGAGAGGGAAGGUGGUGACUGAAUGGRUAGACYAGGUGSAGGUUCUGAAUCAUCAAAGCGUAGGUGGGUUUCUGAGUCACUGCGGAUGGAAUUCGAUUCUAGAGAGCUUAUCGGCAGGUGUGGCGGUGUUGGCGAUGCCGUUGAUGGCGGAUCAGCACCUGAMUGCUCGGAUGGUGGUGGAGGAGAUUGGGAUGGGAUUGAGAUUGUGGGCAAGGGAGAAGGUGGCGCGUGGGUUGGUGGGGGCGGAGGAGGUGGAGAAGAUGGUGGUGGAGUUGAUGGAAGGGGAUGGUGGGAGAAGGGUGAGGGAGAGGRUGGCGAAGGUGAAGGAGGGUGCACAUGGUGCAAUGAAGGAAGGUGGAUCAUCAUGGCGGACGUUGAGCUCGUUGAUAGAUCAUGUCUAUGUACCAUAA
Messenger RNA from Cynara cardunculus var. scolymus (artichoke), 1326 nucleotides. RefSeq names its product UDP-glycosyltransferase 90A1-like. The transcript has a single exon. The record is from RefSeq and is a predicted model, not a curated record. Bases 1 to 1326 code for a protein of 441 amino acids. Gene Ontology annotation, molecular function: UDP-glycosyltransferase activity. NCBI's taxonomy places the organism in Eukaryota, Viridiplantae, Streptophyta, Magnoliopsida, Asterales, Asteraceae.